ACUGCAUGCAAACCACAACAUGUCAAGAAAGAAAAAAUGAUCCAAUAGAAAUGCUUCAUUCUGGGCAGCUGGUAAAAGUCUGCGCCCCAAUGGUGCGAUAUUCAAACUUUUUCUGACACCACCACAGCAGGGGAAGGACGAGAAAGCACCACCUCAUUACUCUCAGGUGGAGGUAGAAGCCUAGGUUUUCCACUUGGUCUCCUUUGACACCCCGGGGGCACGAGGCUCCUCAUUACUGCUGAGCAGGGGUGAGAGUUCCAGCUCCCCAUGCAGGGGGUGGCCUGGUAACUGCUGGGCAAUGAUGAAAGUCCUGGCUCUUCACUAAGCAUUCUCUAACACUACUCCCGGAGAAAGGGAGAAGGGCACCUCACUGCUGCAGGGUUGGUGUGGAAUUCCAGGCUCCGCAGAUGGUCUCCGCUGAUACCCUCCUUGUUACUGGCCAGCACGGAUUAAAGUCCCAGCUCCCUACCUGGCCUUCUCUAACACCACCGUGGAGGGGUGUUGGAGAACUUUGUGACAGCUUUGGAACGGUACAAGUGUAAGCUCCCCACUCGACUUUCGCUUGUGGAGGUGAGGGCCACAGUUUUUUCGCUGGUGUUGGGCUGGAGUAGAGCCAUUAUUAUUUUAAAGCUUGCUAGGCUGCCCCUUUCUUGGUGCUUUGGCUAGAGAGCAGGCUUUUGCUGGGGCUGUUUUUGUCUGCACCCAUUGCUAUUUCCAGGUUGCCAGCUUCUUCAGCUUCAAAUCUGGGAUAUUUGAGGCAACGAGAAAACCCAGGGAACUCACCAUUGUCAUUCCUUAGGUCCUGCCCGAGGUCACUAGCCUGCCUGCUCUCUUCUCGCCGCCUUUCAGAGUUUCCAUACGUUUGUUUUGUAUAUGAUAUCCAGAGCUCUUAGUUAUACUAAGCAGGAGGGAUAGGGAAGAGUACAUCUACUGCACUUUCCCAUAGGCAGAACUUUUCUCUAAUAAAUAUUUAAUAAUUAACUAAAUUAAACUCUGAUUAUGGUGCUUUCUAAAUGCCUAAUUAAAGUUUUAUAUGCUCUCAGGUUGGCUUUUAGAACACUGGUAAGAAAAUACAGUUGCGAUCUGUGCUAUACGCCAAUGAUAGUUGCUGCUGAUUUUAUCAGAUCUAUAAAAGCCAGAGACAGUGAAUUUACCACAAACCAAGGUGAUUGCCCAUUGAUUGUUCAGUUUGCUGCUAAUGAUGCAAGAAUUUUGUCUGAUGCUGCUCGUAUAGUCUGUCCUUAUGCGAAUGGAAUAGACAUUAACUGUGGUUGUCCUCAGAGGUGGGCAUUGGCAGAAGGUUAUGGAGCUUGCCUAAUAAACAAUCCAGAGCUUGUUCGAGACAUGGUGAAACAAAUAAGAAAUCAAGUGGAAAAUCCCAGAUUUUCAGUAUCUAUUAAAAUAAGGAUCCAUGAUGACCUUACAAGAACUGUAGAUCUUUGUCGAAAGGCUGAAGCGACAGGGGUUUCCUGGAUUACAGUCCAUGGAAGAACUGUUGAAGAAAGGCAUCAGCCAGUUCACUAUGAGGCCAUUAAAAUAAUUAAGGAAAAUAUGUCUAUACCUGUAAUUGCUAAUGGAGACAUCAGAAGCUUAAAAGAAGCAGAAAAUGUGUGGCAUAUUACUGGGACAGAUGGUGUGAUGGUUGCAAGAGGACUCUUAGCCAACCCGGCCAUAUUUGCUGGAUAUGAGGAAACCCCACUGAAAUGCAUCUGGGACUGGGUUAACAUUGCUCUUGAACUUGGAACUCCUUAUAUGUGUUUCCAUCAACAUUUAAUGUACAUGAUGGAAAAGAUAACUUCGAGGCAGGAAAAAAGAAUAUUUAAUGCUUUGUCAAGCACAUCAGCAGUCUUAGAUUACCUUACAGACCAUUAUGGGAUUGACUGGACUCCCUAAAUUAUUUUCUAUCUUUAGUGAAACCACCCAGGGUCACAUCUUGGUCUUCACUUUGAAUCAGUGGCUCUCAAACAUUAGUAUAAAAACAAUGCACUGACAGAAUUUUUAAAACUCAUUCUUAGACCAUAUCCUCAGAGAUUCUGAUUCAGUAAAUCUCUAGGGUGGACCCAAAAUUUAGUUUUAAAGAAGACCCCAGGUGGUUCAAACAUCGACAAACAUUGCUCUGAAUCCUAUUAUGGAUUUAAAACUAAGAAUUUUUUUCUUAAAGGAAUCAUGUUUUUAACAUUUUUAAAUAAAUAAAACUUUUUAUUUUGAUACUAAAA
Messenger RNA from Orcinus orca (killer whale), 2216 nucleotides. RefSeq names its product dihydrouridine synthase 4 like (gene DUS4L). The record is from RefSeq and is a predicted model, not a curated record. NCBI's taxonomy places the organism in Eukaryota, Metazoa, Chordata, Mammalia, Artiodactyla, Delphinidae. The transcript is spliced from 6 exons. Gene Ontology annotation, biological process: tRNA processing. Bases 1000 to 1893 code for a protein of 297 amino acids. Gene Ontology annotation, molecular function: tRNA dihydrouridine synthase activity; flavin adenine dinucleotide binding.